AUGUCGAGCUGCUCCGACGAUUCGUUGGAUUCACUUUUUCAUUACGAGCCGAGCCGCGUAGAUGCCAAGGCGAGAGGUACGGCAGAAUCCUCCGAGGCGUCUGUUUCGCCGAGCCCCUCCAAUCGUUCAUCUGACGAAGCGUCAAACCAUGCAAACCCAUCAGAUGUCGGCUCUUCGGAUGGCGAGCCGUCGGUUUCGACGAGCCGUCCCCAGGAUCCCGUUCCUGAUGAGGACAUUAACCGCGCCGCACUCAAGGCCGAGGAGGAGGCAUUUCCCUUUGACCUUUUCGAGGCGAAGCUUGAAUUGGAACGUCUCAUGGCGUCCCGAGGCGCUUCCAUAUCUGGGCGAGGGCCAAGAGUUAAGAGACAAAAACCUGACCCGCAUGGCUCUACGCUCUGCUCCCUUGAGUCGCUCGAGGCGUUGAGGCAUCGCUUCGGGAUAUCCGAGGCGGUGGAGUUCGUCGUUCUAGAGACGAGUGACCGAGCCGACAACCCUCCAGAGAAUCAUUUCACUCUGUACGAGGCGUUCUUCGAGCUUUACUUCCUCUGGUUCCCGAUCCCCGGAGUGAUCCUCGAAUAUCUCUGGAAACACGGGAUCUCGAUUGGGCAAAUCAUGCCGAGGGGAUUACGGCAUAUGAUUGGCAUCUUAGUUCGAAGCUUCGAGUGCGGAGUUGAUAUCGAGCUGAAUCACCUGCUGAACUUGCUGGAAGUAGGGAAAGCUCCGAAGGGAAAUAGAUUCUAUAUUUCCAACAAGGCGAAGCGACGGAUCAUCGGCGGUUUUCCCAGCAAGGAUCAAUUUUGGACUGAACGCUUCUUCUACGUCUUGGUGAACGAGGCGUCGGUCGGCGAGAAUUACGUUCAAAGAACCAAGACCGCUUGGGGGCCACUUGGUAGCCGACCCGAAGCUUUGCCUCGGCUCGGAACUAUUUUUGUUCAGUGCUUUCUUCCCCCUAUUCCCGACGACCUCUUUACUGUUCGAGACUCUCUUUCGGCGCGGAAGGUUAAUUGGAGAAAGAACUUCACCCUCGAAAGAGUAGAAAAAGCGCGAGCCAUCCUUGCCGGAGUCCCCGUCAGCUCUUCGUCCUCAAGUUCUUCAAGGGAUACCCGAGAGAAGAUGGUGAUAAUCGCUCUUAGAGAAAGGAAGAGGCGCGAGGCAGAAGAGACCGCGAGACGAGCUGCCGAGGCGGCUCAGGCGCAGACCGAGGCGGUUCCAGCGCAAACCGAGGCCAUCCCUCAGCCCGACCCCCCGAGCCGGGAAGGAGACGAAAUGACCCGAGCCGUAGAAGGCAACACAGCCGAGGUGGUUGGGAGAAAUGCAGCGCCCGAGGUGGAACCGGGCGAAAUUGUUCCCGAGGGGUCCCGGGAUGAUUCGGCGGUGCGGAGCAAAACUCCUUCGAACUCCGCCAUUUUAGCCCUCCCAAAGUCGACAAGGCCCCCGACUUCAGUUGUUCAGAAACACGACCCGAGCCGGAAACGUUCGGCCGCUGUCAAAGGGAAGGGCGUUGCUGUUCAGAAGGACGAGCCGUCAAAGAAGAUGCGGAAGCCGACGCCCGGGGACCCCGCCGCGCGCAAGUUGAUCGUCGACGACCCCGACGCCUCCGCCAUCAUGUUCUCGCGUUUUGUCACGGCCAUUAAUGGCCUGAUGGCCGAAUACGAGGCGGACCUGUCUAAGGUCGAACGUCGCUUGGCCGAGGCCCGAAAUGAGUCUGCAGCGUCAAAGGCGAAGCUAGAAGAGUCUCAGACCGAAGCCGCGGCGGCAAAGGGGAAACUGGACGAGGCGGUGGCCAGGGCGUCCAAGCUGGAAGAGGAGAAGAUCGUUCUGCGCGCCAACGUUGACAAGGUCUCCGCCUCGGUCAUUCGCCUCGAGGAGACGAGGAGGGCUAUAAGCGCCGAGGUGGCGAUGCUGAAGAGGCGUAUUGAGGCCAAGGAUGCCUUGUUCGAUGCCAAGGUCAAGAGGGCGAAAAAGGAGGCGAGGCGAGAGCUUACGGCGAAGUUUAAGGAACAUCUUGCCAAGGUGGAGGAGGGUUUGGUCAGGCUUGAGAAGGCCAAAAAUGAUGAGAACGAUCUGGGGCAGAUCAAGGGCAAUCUUGCGAUGAUUGCCGACCUGAAGAAGCCGGACGCCCCGACGCUUGACGACGAGGAGGCGAAGCUGAAAAGCUGGGAGAGUGAAUAUGCCGACAACGAGGCGUACGAGCGUAUUGCUUCCGAGAUUCGAGGCGAGCUGUAUUACUCUCCCGUAUCACCGGAUUCGGUCGACACCACCCUUGGCAACGAGCCGCUCGAGGAGACGGCGGCCAACUUAGGCGUUGUAGAUUCGAAUGGAUCAAACGCGGGCACGCCGGUCCUCUCGAACCUCUUCGCCGAGCGUGAAACGCAGUCUGCGGCCUGA
Molecule: messenger RNA, 2388 nt
Organism: Eutrema salsugineum
Lineage: Eukaryota; Viridiplantae; Streptophyta; Magnoliopsida; Brassicales; Brassicaceae
Exons: 3
Coding region: 1-2388 (795 amino acids)
Source: RefSeq, a predicted model, not a curated record